Messenger RNA from Dioscorea cayenensis subsp. rotundata (Guinea yam), 2630 nucleotides. Its product is annotated as putative disease resistance RPP13-like protein 1. The coding region runs from base 11 to 2584 and encodes 857 amino acids. The transcript has 2 exons. Gene Ontology annotation, molecular function: ADP binding. Gene Ontology annotation, biological process: defense response to other organism. The record is from RefSeq and is a predicted model, not a curated record. NCBI's taxonomy places the organism in Eukaryota, Viridiplantae, Streptophyta, Magnoliopsida, Dioscoreales, Dioscoreaceae.
AUUUUCUGAUAUGAAUUGUAAAUUCUCAGUCAUUCCCAUUGUGGGCAUGGGAGGACUUGGGAAGACAACACUGACUCAACUUAUAUAUAAAGAUCAAAGAGUUUGCGAAUACUUUGAUGUGAAAGGAUGGGUGUAUGUAUCAGUGAAUUUCAAUGUUGUACGCCUGACUAAACUGAUCAUAGAGACAUUGAGCGGCCAACAAUCUUGUGAUUUUUUUGAGCUAAAUGAGCUUCAAUCUGUCCUGAGUGAGAGUGUGGCAGGAAAGAAGGUCCUCCUUGUUUUAGAUGACGUUUGGAAUGAAGAACAGAGCCCUUGGCAGUUGCUGCAAACCCCCUUCGACAAUGCUGACAUUGUUAGGAUAAUUGUGACGACGAGAAAUAGCUCAGUUGCCCAAGUCAUGCAAACAGGAAGAAUUUCACCUUAUAAACUCGGCCUUUUACCUGAAGGGCAAUCUUGGUUAUUGUUCAAACACUAUGCAUUUGCAGGUCAAGAAGUUUCAUCACAGUUUGUAGACAUCGGUAAACAGAUUGUCAACAAGUGUAAUGGCUUACCGUUGGCAGUGAAGGCGCUUGCAGGCAUUCUUCUAUAUGAGACAGAGGAAAGCAGUUGGUGGGAUGUUCUCCAAAGUGAGCUAUGGGAAUUGGAUGAAGCUCAAGCUGAGAUUAUACCUGCAUUGAAACUAAGCUAUAGCCGAAUGCCGUCAUACAUGAAACCUUGCUUCUUGUAUUGUUCAAUGUAUCCAAAAGCUCACUUGUUCAGAAAAGGCAAUCUUAUCAGGCUCUGGAUGGCACAAGGUUAUAUUCGCGUCAAAGGGAGCAAAAUAAUGGAGGAUGUAGGAGAGAAUUACUUCAAUGAGUUGCAGCAGAGAUCAUACUUCCAAUUAUACGAGAACCCACACAUGGGGUUAACUACAGGGAAUGAAGAUGAAUGGUACGUAAUGCAUGAUAUGCUUCAAGAUCUUGCACAGUUAAUAUCAGAAAACGAGUGUUUUUCAAUCGAUAUAAGUGAAAGUCAAGCGGUGGGACAUGUGAUCUCUAACAAAGUUCGGCACCUAAAGGUGACAUAUCCAUCAAAGGUGGAAGCAGAUGCAGAACUAGCAGAGCUUCUAUCAUUGAAGGAAACAAACUAUUUACGAACAUUUGAUUGUCUUGACCUCAAAUAUACUAGCAAAAGUGAAAGUUUGCUUCCCAUGUUUGAACGAUUGAGAGCGCUGGAAUUGCAGCUUGAUAGACCACAUGAUUCAACCACUUGGAUCGGCAACUUCAAGCAUCUUCGACAUCUUUCUGUGAAAAGCAAUAUAAUUUGGGAUGCAUUGCCACAGCUUGUAUGUCAGUUGUAUAACCUGCAAACAUUGGACUUAAAGAACUGUGUUCUUCAAGAGAUGCCGAGUGAAAUUGGCAAUCUAAUUAACUUGAGAUGUCUUGCUCUUUCUUCAUUUUCUGUAGUUCAGUUGCCUGAAUCGAUAGGCCACCUUCACAAUUUGCACACUUUGGAUGUGCAAUCAUGUUACAACCUUCAAGAGUUGCCUCAAGGGAUAUCAAACCUUGUAAAAUUACAAUACUUGUUCAUCCCCAGUGGAGCUAAACUACCUCAUGGGAUUGGGAAACUAACUAAUCUUGAAACUCUGGUUUACUUCAGAGUUGGAAGAGCUGAUCAAAUUGGAAAGCAUUGUGGUAUUGAAGAGUUGAAGAACUUGGUGAAUAUCAAAGGAAAGCUUUGCAUAUCAGAGCUCGAAAAACUGGUUUCUGUGGAUAGUGUCAUUGUAGGAAACCUUAAAACCAAGUGUAAAUUGAAGGAUCUGAAGCUGAACUGGGGUUGUCCUCAGCAUCCAGAUGAGGAUAAUGUAUGCAGUGAAGAGAUGAAUUUUUUAGUGCUGGAGAGACUACAACCACACUACAACAUCUCAAGCUUGGAAAUAGAUGGUUACAAAGGUUGUGAUUUGCCUGCAUGGCUUGGUGAUCCAUCCUUCUCCAAAUUAACCAGCAUUGACUUCAGUUCCUGCAAACAAAUACAAGAUUUCCCUUGGUUAACAGCAAGACUACCUUCUCUCACUUCUCUUUCUCUUUAUAAAUUUGAAAAAAUGAAAUCAGUUGCUCAUGAAGGAGAGGUUUCAUUCCCUGCACUUGAGGUGUUGUCCUUCUCAAACAUGCAGGAAUGGGAAAGCUGGAGUUCAGUUAUGGAUAAAGUUUUUCCGAAGCUAAAGAACCUCAGCAUUCAAACAUGCCCAAAGAUAUGUCAACUUCCAUCCUUUGAAUCACUUGUUACUCUAACUCUUUCAAAUUGUGAGAACCUGAGGGAUGUGACUGUGCACCAUGAUGCUGCUUGUCCAUCCAGGCUUAAUGAACUCUUCAUAAUCAAUUGCAGACAGCUUUCAUCACUCUUGGGCAUGAAAUAUCUUAAUUCUCUCACACAAUUGACAGUAGAAACUUGUCCUGAGCUUCAGUUCCUACCUGAUGAUUGCCUGCCUGUCUUGCCCAAAUAUGUACAAAUUUGUGAUGGGAAAGGUCCCAAGCACUGGUGCCAUCUUCAUGGAUUUCAGUACAAGCAGUUUUGCAGAUUUGAUCCCAUCCAAAGGAUGAAGUAAAAGCUGAAGGAAUAUAGCAGAUAUUUUUUUUUUUAAUUUGCUUGUG